AUGUGUGAAGGGCCAUCCAGGAUUUCUGGACCCAUUCCUCCAGACCCUACACUCUUCCCACACUUUUACAAACGCCCUUUCUCAGCUCGAGGGAGGCUGGAAGGGAAUGCUCAGAAGCUGGAUUUUACCUCUGGCUCCCCCGACCCAGUUCCCAGCCCCCACCAGGCUUUGUGCAGCACCCGCCAGAUCCAGCCAGCCCCUCGCAUUCGCCCCAGCGGAAAGGACUUCCUAGAGAAGGGACAGAAGGGGACGCUCGGUCUCUUGCUGCAGCUUGAAGGGAUCUCCCUUGACGGGGGGCUGCCAAUCAAGAGAGGGUCACCCAGAGACCACGAGAAGGAAAAUGUGAGGCGAAUAAAGGAAAUUCAGAAGAAGUGCAAGGAGAAAGAGCGAGCCCAAGAGCACAGCCAGCCCAAGCCUGUGAAAGCUCUCUGGAAAUCCCAGAAAUAUGAAAACGUGGAGUCAAAGGUGAAAGCCAGACUGCAGGAGAGCUCCCCACCUCCAAAUCCAGAAGCUCUGAAAUUCCUGAGGGCGUAUUCCCGCUGUGGCCCCGGGAUCAAGCCGUGCAGACUGCUCUCCCCAAAGCCUCCCAGAACGAAAGCAGGAGCCGACACAAAGGCUCCAGAGGCAGCGGGUGCUGCUGAAACCAAGAUGCAGGUGGAGGGCAAGAGCAUUGACUUCAUUAAGCACAACGCCCGCAACGCCAAGCGGGCCCUGCUGCGGCGCUCCCAGUCCCUGCAGACGCUGGCUGAGCUGCUGGAGCAGAAGCAGCGGGAGCAGGAGGAGUACAACGCCAAGCAGAAGGGCCACGUCCCCCAGUACCUGCUGGAGAGGAAGGAGCUGUGGCGCAGGCAGAUGGAGGAGCGGCUGCGAAACCUGCCAGACCCCAGCAUGCCACCUGGUCACGCCAUGAUGCCGGAGGGGCAGCGGCUGGAGACCCUUGGCAACCUGAAGCAGAGUCAGGAGCAGCUGAUAAAGGAGCUGGUGAUGCUGCCAGUGCGUGCUGACACUCUCAGCAUGCAGAAGAGGCGGGAAGAGCUGGAGAGGAAGCUCUCCCAGAUAGAAGAGGCCAUCAGGAUUUUCUCAAAGCCCAAGGUCUUCAUCAAGCUGGACUCCUGAGCCGGUGGGGCUGGGUGGGUUGUGCUGCUCCCUGUGAACAUCCUUCAUCGCUGGGAAGGGAUGAUCAUCAUUUUGU
Pterocles gutturalis (yellow-throated sandgrouse) is the source of this 1192-nucleotide messenger RNA. It is a transcript of the gene ENKD1, whose product is annotated as enkurin domain containing 1. Gene Ontology annotation, cellular component: cytoplasmic microtubule. The coding region runs from base 1 to 1116 and encodes 371 amino acids. NCBI's taxonomy places the organism in Eukaryota, Metazoa, Chordata, Aves, Pterocliformes, Pteroclidae. The transcript has 8 exons. The record is from RefSeq and is a predicted model, not a curated record.